This is a messenger RNA of Hyaloscypha bicolor E, 645 nucleotides long. RefSeq lists its product as uncharacterized. The transcript has 3 exons. The record is from RefSeq and is a predicted model, not a curated record. Lineage: Eukaryota; Fungi; Ascomycota; Leotiomycetes; Helotiales; Hyaloscyphaceae. Gene Ontology annotation, biological process: mycotoxin biosynthetic process. The annotation marks the transcript as partial.
GCAACAAUUCCUCUCGAACAAGUGAGGUUCACUGGGAGCCCUGAAUUUGAUGCAGAAGGGUUAAUGCAUCAUAAACCUUGGGAUGAAAAAACACCUUGGCCUGAGAAUGUUCCUUACUUCGGAGAACCCAGCCCUGAAAUUGAUGAGAACUGGAAGAACUUAAUCGGAAUGCGAUACUUCUCGAUUUCAGAAGAGGAAGCAAAGAGUGUAUGGCCAGACAACUACAACGACUACAUAGACCAGCUUCAAGGAGGAUACACUGCUGGACUCGAUGUUUUUCACACGCUGCAUUGUGUAAAUGCUGUCCGAAUGGCUUUACACAAAAACUACUACAAUGGAACAUCCCACAAUAACAUUCCCCACGUCGAUCACUGCCUCGACGCAAUCCGCCAAUAUAUACAAUGCGCUGGCAUCACAACUCUCGUACCAACCAAGUUCCGCGAGGGUGCUCAACGCAACUACAUCGACUCCGAUCAAGUGCACACUUGUCGGUCCUUCACAUACUUACGUGAUUGGGCGACAAGCCGAAGGGCAGGGGGACCGGCAUAUGUGGAAAGAGAUAGAUCGAUCAUUGAUCUGAGGAAGAAUAAACUGGCUGAGAAGAAGAUGGCGGAUAUUGUGGAUCAUAUGCAUCCCCCUUCGUAA